UCUGGAGAGGGCGUGGAAUCCCUGCUAUUGAGAAAGGCCAUAAAUAGGGCACGAGAACACACAAAACACAGAUGGAGCUGCAACAGCUUACCGUUUGACAUUUCACACGCUCUGAGACAGAUACAAUCAAAAGAUCCAGAAGUCCGAGGUCUUCACAGGGAGCUGCAGGCAAAUCCAGACUUUAAGACUUAGAUACAGUAGAGAGAGCUUGGCUUUGGGAUUGGGAGGGAUGUCUCUGGAAGUGAAGGAAAAGACUGAAGUGCGCUUGGUGUUCAUGGGAGCCGCUGGCGUGGGAAAAACAGCUCUGAUUAAACGCUUCUUGCAAGACAGCUUUGACCCAAAACAUCGACGCACGGUGGAGGAGCUCCACUUCAAGGAGUAUGAGGUGGCUGGAGUCAAAGUGACCAUUAACAUCAUGGACACGAGCGGCAGCUACUCCUUCCCAGCCAUGCGGAAGCUCUCCAUCCAGAAUGGUGAUGCAUUCGCCCUGGUCUACUCCGUGGAUGACCCCGAAUCGCUAGAAGCCGUCAAGAGACUGCGUGAGGAAAUCCUGGAGGUCAAGGAGGACAAGCUCACACCCAUCGUGGUGGUGGGCAACAAAAAAGACAGACAGCUGGAACGGAGGGUGUCGGCGGAUGAUGUGCUGGUGAAGGUGGAGCUGGACUGGAACAACUGUUUCCUGGAGGCCUCGGCUAAAGAAGACGAAAACGUGAUGGAGGUGUUCAAGGAGCUGCUCCAGCAAACAAACCUCCCCAGCCGCCUCAGCCCAGCUUUACGCCGUCGCAGAGAGACAUUUCCCAUGGACAUCAGUCUACGGCCGCCCAUGAACAAGACCAACAGCUGUUCUGUCUCCUAAAGUUGGCAAGAAAAAGAUUAUUGAGAACAGAGAGGGUUAAAGCAAAGCAGUGAUGUGGAAGGCUCUUUCAUGGCAUGCAAAGAUGCUUUUAUUACAUAGGGAAAUAUCCUAUAAUCCUGCUCAAAAAUCAGCAUCCUCCACGGUGAUGAAGGGAAAGGACAAUGAUCAAAAGUCAAUGAACUGUUGCAUUUGUACAGUGAAUCUCUUGAAUGUUUUGACAGUGGUUUUGAGUUUAGUUGAGUGAUGUGUAAAGAGCUUCUGCAAUAUUCAAUCAUGUUUAUAUCACAAUGUUUUGUCUUUUAUGACAUUGCUUUUUUUUUUUACUCUAAUUUCAAAUUUGACUGUAUUACAUUCAUUAUUUUACAAAUCAUUGUACCAAGUAUUAUACCAAGUAUUAAAGUCACUGUGUCCAUUUUUCAAAAUGUUUGGCACUGUGCACAUGCACUUUUACUCUUUGAAAAACUCAUAAGAUGCAUUUUAUUUUAUUUUGUAACUUGUAAAGGAAAAUGUAUGUAUGUAUAUAUUUGUUUUCCAAUCUCCAUUCAUCUCAGAAAAAAAGGUACAAAAGCUGUCACUGGGGUGGUACCUCUUCAAAAGGUAAAAAUAUGUAACAUCUAGUAAAUUAAAUGUACACUUUAGGUACAGAUGUGUACCUUAAGGCACCUUUUAUGGGUAAAUAAGGUAGAAAUGUAUAACUUCUGAAAGUAAACUAAUCUAUUUAAUAAGAAUGUUUAAAUUUUUGUUGUUGGAUAUGUUUUGAGAUCAUGAGAAAUAAAACCAGUCCAGUGACCUCAAA
This is a messenger RNA of Carassius gibelio (silver crucian carp), 1652 nucleotides long. RefSeq names its product rasd family member 4 (gene rasd4). The transcript has a single exon. Gene Ontology annotation, molecular function: GTPase activity; GTP binding. Lineage: Eukaryota; Metazoa; Chordata; Actinopteri; Cypriniformes; Cyprinidae. Bases 230 to 856 code for a protein of 208 amino acids. The record is from RefSeq and is a predicted model, not a curated record.